Molecule: messenger RNA, 1158 nt
Organism: Knipowitschia caucasica
Lineage: Eukaryota; Metazoa; Chordata; Actinopteri; Gobiiformes; Gobiidae
Source: the annotation of a GenBank genome assembly
AUGGCAGCGUGCACACUGGGUUUGUCCGCCCUAAGAAGCGGGUCGCAAGUGGGGCUCAAUAAUGCAAGAACACUGUCCACAACUGGCUCUCUGUGGCUGCGCCGGGCCCCUGCUCCAGGCCCUCUGCCAAACCAAGAAGUCGACGUGAAGAACCUGGAGUCUUCGGAGAAAUACCGCAGCUACAUCGGCUACUUCAAACAGGCUCAGAAGGCCCACGACCAACCAGUCUGGUGGAACACGUACAGGAAACAUGUGGACCAGGCCGAUCCACACCACGGUGCAGAGCAGGUGGACAUUGGGUUCCCUUACAAACAGCCCAGCAGAAGCAAACAGGUCAAAGAACGGAUGCAGCGGCUGAAGGAGAACAAGCAGAACGUGGAGCUGGAGAGAGCGGCUCGUCUGCGAACACUGCAGGUGUCGAUGGAGCAGGUGCUUGAGACCUGGGAGCAGACCAACGGGCCCUUCCACAUCCGGAGACUGGCAGAACACUACGGCGUCUACAGGGACCUGUUCCCCCGCGCCUUCUUCCUCCCCCUCGUCCCUCUCAGAGUGCGCUACGGUCAGGACGGCGCCGCACACUUCGGGAACACGCUCACACCAACAGAGACCGCAGCAGCUCCUCAGAUCAGCUUUGAUGCAGCAGACGGGACUCUGUGGACCCUGCUGCUCACAUGCCCAGAUGAGCACCUUUUGGACAGUGAGGCUGAAUACGUUCAUUGGAUGGUGGGGAACAUCCCAGCAGGAGCGGUAAAGUCGGGGGACGAGCUGUGUCACUACCUGCCGCCCUUCCCCCCCAGAGGCACAGGCUUCCACCGCUACAUCUACGUCCUCUUCAAACAGAACCGACCCAUCGACUUCAGGGAGGACGCACGCCCGGCUCCAUGUCUCUCUCUGGAGCAGCGCACCUUUAAAACAGUGGAGUGGUACAGAAAGCACCAGGAUCACAUGACCCCGGCAGGACUGGCCUUCUUCCAGAGCCAGUGGGACCCAUCCGUCACUCAGACCUUCCACCACACACUGGACAUGAAGGAGCCCGUGUAUGAGUUCAUCCGGCCCCCGACGUACCAGCCCCCUCAGGUCAAGUUCCCACACAGACAACCUCUGCGUUACCUGGACCGUUACCGCGGCGACAAGCCACACACCUACGGCAUAUACUGA